CUUGUGUUAGUCUACAGUCAUUCAGCGUCGGUUCAUUGAAGGCGACGCACGUGUUUUUGGUUCUAGCUUCUUUCAAUGUGUGUGAGCACGAUGUGGUUGUUGUUGUGCCUGUUUGCACUUGCGCAUGCGCAGGAGGAGGGUCCCAAAGUGAACACGACUCAAGGUGUUAUAGUGGGGCAACGCGUUGUAGAUGGCGAUUAUUUGGCCUUCUAUGGAAUACACUAUGCUGGUAGCACUGCCGGCGAAAACAGGUUCAAGGCGCCAACCCCACCGCCAGUUUAUCCCGGAGAAUACCACGCCGUUGAUAACACAGUAAUAUGUGCCCAGCCAAGCUCUCGAGGGUUAAUCGGCACUGAAGAUUGUCUAGUACUCAACAUCCAUACGAAAAAUGUAACAACACCUAAACCGGUACUUGUAUGGAUCGAGGGAGAGGAAUAUGUAUCAACAAGUAGGACACUUUAUCCCUUCAAAAAUCUCGUUCAACAAGAUCUACUAAUUGUUACGAUUAAUUAUCGUCUAUCAAUCUUCGGUUUCCUUUGUCUCGGUGUCGCCGAUGCUCCCGGUAACGCAGGUUUAAAAGACAUCAUUCAAGGUCUGAAAUGGAUUAAAGAAAAUAUUGCUGGUUUCGGAGGAGACCCUAACAACGUCGUGCUACUUGGUCAUGGAUCCGGAGCUGCGAUGGUCGAUUUGAUCACGUUGUCGCCUAUGUCUCAGAAUUUAACACACAAAGCUAUUGUACUAAGUGGUUCAGCAUUGGCUCCAUGGGCUGUUUCAUACGACCCUGUUGGCUAUGCUGAGCAAGUUGGAAAAAAGUUAGGAUACACAGACACGUCGAGAGAAGAUUUAGCGAAAAAGCUUGUAUCCACUGAUAUCAGCCUGAUCUCCAGCGUUCUUACAGACUUUGAGUUUUUCAAUACUUCACUAUUGUUCGCUCCGUGUGUUGAAAAUGCUCAUUUGAAUGCAAUCGACACAUUCCUGGCAGAUGCACCAAUUGACAUUUUAAGACAAGGAAAGUAUAGUCAUAUUCCGUACAUUGCCGGCUUCGUGGAUAGGGAAGGAACCAUACGCGCACAACAAGCAGCAUUCAGCAACUGGCUUCAAAAAAUGGAAAAUAACUUUGGUGACUUCGUCCAAGUGGAUCUUGCUUUUGAAUCUGAGGCAAAUAAAACAGCAGUAACGCGUAACAUCCGUGAGUUUUACUUCGCACAAAGAACAAUUAACAUGGAAACUAUUGAGGACUACCUGGAUUAUCAUGGGGACGCUCUGAUACUUGUUCCCGUUAUAAGAGGAACUAAGGAAAGAGCUUUGACAUCUACAGCAAAUGUUUGGCUAUUUAAGUUCGCAUUUAGAGGUACACAGAACUCAGACUGGACGUAUCCUCAGAUUCCUCUAAACGGAGUGCGACAUGGAGCCAUUUUAAAUUAUGUGUUCAACUACGAUUUAAAAGCUGCUGACGAUACUGCUGCUACUUCAAUUACCCAACGCUUCAAAGGAUUUGCAUACUCAGGAAAUCCUACGCCACCACCUCCUCAAACUGCUACAACAUGGGACCCUAUUACCAAGCAGUUGGCACCAAUUCUACUUAUAAGCGGUGGAGAAACUUCUACGAAUAUCUCUGUAUACACAGAAGAACUCCUGCAAAACAUCAACAGGGAAAGUACGGAAUUCUGGGACCCGAUCUUCCUAACACAUUAUCAGGCACCAAAACCAGUUUCCUCUGCAAAUAGUUUGUUCUCUUUCGCGUUAGUUGUUUUGGCGACUCAGAUGUUACUUAAAUCUCUGCAGUAAUAUUCUAAGGCCUGAAAUAAAGCAAUUGAAUACCGAAUAAUAUUAAAAGUGACUCCAGUCGAGUUCUUCCGAAGUCAUUAAAAAAAUCCUUUUUAAUUUUAGUUGCUAUUUCAGCCGAGAAUUGUAUAAUACUUUUCUUAGUUUGCGAGAAUAGAAUAAACAAAUGUAUUUAA
Molecule: messenger RNA, 1961 nt
Organism: Pararge aegeria (speckled wood butterfly)
Lineage: Eukaryota; Metazoa; Arthropoda; Insecta; Lepidoptera; Nymphalidae
Product: venom carboxylesterase-6-like
Exons: 3
Coding region: 76-1788 (570 amino acids)
Source: RefSeq, a predicted model, not a curated record